AUGGAUCAUGGAGCAAGAUCAAGAUUCAAAAGUGUGUGCGUUUUCUGUGGUAGCAGUGCUGGCAAAAGAGACUGCUACAAAGAUGCUGCUCUUGAUUUAGGCCAAGAACUGGUGGCAAGAAAACUGGAUCUUGUUUAUGGUGGAGGGAGUGUUGGAUUAAUGGGACUGGUUUCUAAGCAAGUUUACAAUGGUGGUGGCCAUGUUUUAGGAAUUAUUCCCAAAACUCUCAUGUGCAAAGAAAUAACUGGUGAAACCGUAGGUGAAGUUAAAGCAGUAGCUAACAUGCAUCAAAGGAAAGCAGAGAUGGCACGACAUUCUGAUUGUUUCAUUGCCCUUCCAGGUGGAUAUGGGACAUUGGAGGAAUUAUUGGAGGUCAUUACAUGGGCUCAACUAGGGAUUCAUGACAAGCCUGUGGGGUUGUUGAAUGUGGACGGAUUUUACAAUUCCCUACUGACAUUCAUCGACAAAGCAGUGGAUGACGGUUUCAUAAAGGCAGUUCAACGUCAUAUCGUUGUAUCUGCCGCAACUGCAAAAGAACUUGUACAAAAACUCGAGGAUUACGUGCCGAUGCAUGAUGGAGUGGUGUCUAAGGCAAGAUGGGAGGAUGAACAACUGGAGUUAAAUGCGACUUUACACAGCGAAUUAGCAAGAUGAAAAUGACAAAUUUA
Messenger RNA from Cynara cardunculus var. scolymus (artichoke), 668 nucleotides. Its product is annotated as cytokinin riboside 5'-monophosphate phosphoribohydrolase LOG1-like. The coding region runs from base 1 to 654 and encodes 217 amino acids. NCBI's taxonomy places the organism in Eukaryota, Viridiplantae, Streptophyta, Magnoliopsida, Asterales, Asteraceae. Gene Ontology annotation, biological process: cytokinin biosynthetic process. The record is from RefSeq and is a predicted model, not a curated record. The transcript is spliced from 7 exons. Gene Ontology annotation, molecular function: hydrolase activity, hydrolyzing N-glycosyl compounds. Gene Ontology annotation, cellular component: nucleus; cytosol.